CGCACAUCUGCACGCACGGGUGUACGGCCCAUGACGCCAGACUCGACCUCAAGUCGGUCAAGCGCGUCACCCUCGGGUAUGCUCAAAACGUGAAGGCACACGCUGCCUCUCACCGAACGAGUGGGCGCACACACGACGCGCAAAACGCCGCCUCCGACGAGGGCAUCCGUACACGGCAGACACGCACAGUGAUCGACCCUGGACUUCAGCACGAAGUGCAGGGCAAACCGCCGAGCUCACCUGCCGGCACUCCUCACAGCCCUCGCGAACGACGAGCGGCUCGUAUCACGAUCGUAGCCGCCGAACAUCACCCAACGCCGCCACCACUCGACGCACCCAGUAGCACGUCCACCGGUGAUGGCGACAAUGACAGCAGCAAUGACGAAGACGACGAGGGCAACACAGUACCCUCGCCCAGCCAUCACGCCGCGUUGGCACGCCAGACCGCGUCAAACUGCUCGCCUCCUUCUCCGCCUCAGCGCGAAAUCGAGAAGGAGCACUUACCUGCCAUCUCAAAGGCCACAGCAUCUCUCUCACACACUCGGACUCAACGCGCAGCCACUCCCGCUCCCGCUCCAAAGGCUUCAAAGAGCCAUGUCCGUCAAUCCACAUGCGCGCCCAGCGCUGAUUCGCGACGACGAUCCGUGGUCCUCUGUCAGCGCAUACAAGCCCAAGACAUUUCCAGGAGGCCUUGGAGCCAAGACGAAGCGGGCAGUAGAGACUCCAGAAGUCCAGAAGAGAGCCAGAAGCAAAGAAGAACAGUCAGAGAGAGGAGGGAAGAACGCGCAUCAAGUGGGCGCAGUCGAACGCGACAAGGCUCGCGCGGGCGCUACGGGUCACUCAGUUGACGAUGAACCUCGGAGAAUCAACGUCAGAUGCGGAUCAACGGAAAUCAGUGACAACGGAAGAACUUACCCCGUUUGUCAAGGCCACACUCAACGACGAGUACGACCAUCCACGCACCGCAAUCGGGCACAAUUCAGGGGAAGUCACACAGCGCAGACAGCGUACAGCAAGCAGCCCGAGUUCUCAAAUCUGCACAGACGGACUCAAGAAACCCUACGCCACAGGCACUUACCAUUCAAUCUGUGCAAGUCACAACAUCUGCUGAAGACCCUCGGUCGCGCACAGCACAAGCAGCAUGAAGGAUUCAAUUAGUGUUCUAAAAGUAGGUCCGCAUUCCCACUGAGUGGGCGUGUUGGAAGUCAUACGGACUU
This is a messenger RNA of Laetiporus sulphureus 93-53, 1217 nucleotides long. RefSeq lists its product as uncharacterized. The transcript has a single exon. The coding region runs from base 358 to 1158 and encodes 266 amino acids. The record is from RefSeq and is a predicted model, not a curated record. NCBI's taxonomy places the organism in Eukaryota, Fungi, Basidiomycota, Agaricomycetes, Polyporales, Laetiporaceae.